Nerophis lumbriciformis (worm pipefish) is the source of this 1418-nucleotide messenger RNA. Its product is annotated as 12S rRNA N(4)-cytidine methyltransferase METTL15-like. Gene Ontology annotation, molecular function: rRNA (cytosine-N4-)-methyltransferase activity. NCBI's taxonomy places the organism in Eukaryota, Metazoa, Chordata, Actinopteri, Syngnathiformes, Syngnathidae. The record is from RefSeq and is a predicted model, not a curated record. Gene Ontology annotation, biological process: rRNA base methylation.
CUCUAGUUGGGCGGGGCUACGUGACGUCAUGAUUCACGCUUCCUGGUAGGCGGAGUCACGAGUUAGACUCUCACGGUACAUAGCUUGACCUCCUGAGCGUGUUGCCACGCCGCAUUGACACUUCGUUCCCGUUAGAUCAAAUUAAGCCUGAUGAUUUUCCAUAUUUCUGCUCGCUCCAGCCGACUGUUCCAGAAACAAACUUUGGCUGUGCGGAAAUUAUGGAAUUCAAAUUUCCACUCUCAGACGGCCCUGUGUGUUUUCUCUGGCCGUGGUGCUUCGUGCAAAUCACAUGAACGGGUAUCUGUUUCCACUGAAAAACUUCCUCAUGUGCCUGUCAUGCUGAAAGAGGUGCUUCAUUACUUGGACAUUAAACCAGGCCAGGUGGUCCUGGACAUGACAUUCGGUGGCGGCGGUCAUACCAAAGCAGUACUGGAUGCGGAUUCUGAUGUUACAAUCCUGGCCUUGGACCGAGAUCCCGCCGCAAUUUCCCUGGCCCAGCAGUUAGCCAAGGAACACCCUGGCCAAGUGAAACCAUUACUUGGACGAUUCAGCGAUCUUGAAGUCCUGCUGUCUAGCAUCAACGUUAGAGAGGGCAGUAUUGAUGCUGUCCUGUUGGAUGCUGGCUGCUCUUCCAUGCAAAUGGAUCAGGCAGAAAGAGGUUUCUCACUCAGCAAGGAUGGACCUUUAGACAUGAGGAUGGAUGGCGAGAGGUUCGCCGACAUGCCCUGUGCUGCUGACGUGGUGAAUACCUUAGAUCAACAGGCGCUCACUUCUAUCCUCACUGCAUACGGGGAGGAGAGGCACGCCUGGAAAAUAGCUUCAGCCAUUGUGAAGGCACGCCGGGUCAAGCCCAUCACCCGGACGCAGCAGCUGGCCAGUGUGGUAGCAGGAUCAUUUCCUGCCGCCGUUCUCUACGCACGGAAGGACCGACUCCAGAGACCUUCACACGUGGCCACUAAGACCUUUCAGGCUCUGCGCAUCUUUGUGAACGACGAGCUGAAGCAACUGCACGCCGGUCUGCACGCCGCCCAGAAAGCGCUCAGGUCUGGAGGACGUCUCUGCGUUAUCACGUUUCACUCAUUAGAGGACCGCCUGGUGAAACGCUUCCUUCGGGGUGAGGACUCGUCGAAUCUAGAUCCCAAUCCCUUGGACCUGGGGAAACGAGGCACGCGGACGGAGAAGUCCGUGGAGAGAAAAAGCGUAGGAGUUUAUUGGCAUUGUUUAGAAAAAAAGGUGAUCAUCCCGGAAAAAGAGGACAUGAAAGACAACCCUCGAGGACGCUCUGCAAAACUCAGAGUGGCAAUCAGAUGUUGAUUAUUUUCUAAGUUUUUUUUUCUAUCAAUGAUUUUGUCUUCUUCUUUAACUGCUUAAGUUUUACUAUAAGUAAUGCUGUAAUAAAUAAAGCUCUUUCAACUGUU